Spirodela intermedia is the source of this 4193-nucleotide messenger RNA. The record is from the annotation of a GenBank genome assembly. NCBI's taxonomy places the organism in Eukaryota, Viridiplantae, Streptophyta, Magnoliopsida, Alismatales, Araceae.
AUGGCGCGGUGGGAUGCGAUUUUAACCUUACCUGUCCAGAAUCCUCCAACCUUGGAAUUCUCCUCCACUGAUAUUGUGUGGUCCAGAGUGGAAGGCUGGAAAGAGAUGAUGGACAGGGUUGCUCUAAUUCCCUUUACCAGAGUGAAUGACUUUGUGAGAGGUGAAUCCAACCGUAAGGAGUGCCCGACUAAAUUUCAUGUCGAAGCAAGGAGAAGAAGGCCCCCUGACAUGCCUUACAAGCCAAAAGUGGACGGUAUUCUUGAGUACAUUCUGUAAGUGAACUUUUCUCGCUGAAAGUUAGUUCCAAAUGUGAUUUUUCUUCGUAUUUUAUAGGUGGUCCGUUAUCUUAUUGGAAACUUUGUCGUGGCUAAACAUCAAAUAAGACAAUAUUUUAUACAAAUAUCUAUGGAAUCAGGCUCAUAUUCAUACCUCGCUGUCGAACAAUCUCUCGGAUUCAGAUGAUCUUAUUAAUUAUUAUCUUUUGCGUAGAGCCCAGGAUUUCACUGCAGGUCUUUUGAACACCUUUUCUAGAACCUUUUUCCAACCUGAUUGAUCAAGACUGGCAAGAUAUUGGUUAUAAUUUCGGUAUACACUCUACAGAACCUGAUGUCAUGGUGAUACUAAUGCUUUCCUAAGGUACUUCCCUCGAAAAAUGCAUCAGUAAUUGAAAUAAUAUCAUACUUAUUCAGACCCUCAUCUGUGGACAAGAGAAUGUCCAUUUUUAACCUCAUUCUUUUUAUUAAAAAAAAGUUACAAUAUGACUCUAAUUUGUUUCAUUGGUAGAUAGUCAACUGCCCCAACUGCAUAGAAUAUCAACUGCUUUCACCUCAUUGCACGUGGAGGAUCACCCCAUCAAAUACCAAUCAAAUGGGUGCCCAUAUCUGAUUCUUGUCCUUAAUGGAUUAUCUCAAACAACUAUAUGAUUGAGUCCAUAUUUAGCAUUUAGAUUUGAAUUUAUUUUGCAUUUUAAUUUCUCCUAUUUAUCUGGUUGUUAUCGUGUUUGGGUUCAACCAGUAAGAAAAAUUAAGCCUCGUAGCAUAUUGAUAUUUGAAGACCCACUCGUUAGCCACAUGGAUUUCGUUUUGUGUGACCCUUCAACCUCUUCCCUCUGGUCAAACCCUUUUAUUUCCAGUAAAGGAUUGGAUUCUGACUAACAUAUUGAAAAAACUGUGGUACAUCGAUAAAGAUAACGGAUAAGGUCUUUCAUUGCCGGUGCUGACAGAAUGUCAUUUUGUUGCUUUCUUACUGAUGGGCUGUAACUAAAGUUCACGUGAUCUACGUGGUACUAAGUUUUAUAUUCAUUUAAUUAUCCUGGCUUUCAACAUAGGUACUGGUGUUCCUUUGGGCCAGAUGACCACCGAAAGGGUGGUGUUGUCCGCCCAAGUAGGAAUUAUAGUGCAAAGAGGAAGACACCUGCUGGCCGACCAAAUACUAAGAGGGGUUGCACGUGUCAUUUCAUUGUAAAGAGGCUGAUAGCUGAGCCUACGGUUGCUUUGAUCAUAUAUAAUCAUGAGAAGCACAUAGACAAGCAAGGUUCGCCCUGCCAUGGUCCCCUGGAUACAAAAGCUGUUGGGACACGUGCUAUGUUUGCUCCAUAUAUCUCAGAAGAGCUUCGUCUGCAAGUCAUGUCCUUACUCUAUGUGGGAGUUCCCGUUGAAACCAUAAUGCAGCGGCACACUGAAACGGUGGACAAGCAAGGGGGUCCACGUAAUCGAGAUGACCUCCUCACCCAUAGAUAUGUCAGGAGAUUGGAGAGGAAGAUCCGGCGUUCUACGUAUGAGCUGGAUGUAGAUGAUGCAGUUAGUCUUGACAUGUGGAUAGAAACCCACCAGGCUCACGUUUUCUUUUAUGAGGAUUACUCUGAUUCAGAGCCCUUUGUUUUGGGCAUCCAGACAGAAUGGCAAUUGCAACAGAUGAUCCGAUUUGGAAAUCGUAACCUUGUGGCUUCUGAUUCGAGUUUCGGAACGAAUAAAUUGAAGGUUUGUUUCACUAGAACCUUAUUUAUCACAUGAUAAAUGCCAUUCAUCACGAUGGUGCAUAUUGCUGUAUACCUGAUGCCUAACUUGUUUCCAUUCUGUGCUGCUGCCCAGUAUCCUAUUCACAGUCUCCUUGUAUUCGACUCGAACAACAGUGCAAUACCAAUUGCCUGGAUCAUAACACCAAGGUUUGCCUGUCGUGAGUCUCAUAGAUGGCUGAGGUCACUCUAUGAUAGAGUCCAUUCCAAAGAUCCCAACUGGAAAUUGGGCGGGUUUAUAAUCGACGAUCCUUUGGCUGAUGUUCAUACCAUUAGGUUUGCCACUGAGCAAUCUUCUCUCUUUGGUUUUUUCCAUUUGGUCGCCCACAGCUGACCCUCUGUUUCCCACGGCAUUCCUUAGGGAGGUUUUCCAGUGUUCUGUACUGUUCUGCCAUUGGCGCAUGCGCCGUGCUUGGCAAAAGAACAUCAUGGAGAGAUGCUUGGAUGAAGAGAUGCGUGCUGAGAUCUUCAGACAGCUGGGGAAUGUGGUGUCCAGCAUUUGCAGGGGAGGUGGUGACGUUGACUUAUUUGAGGGAUUCCUGGAGGAUUUUGUGGACUCCCUUGGCUUCCUGGACUACUUCAAGGGAACCUGGUUUCCCAGACUUGGUUGGCUUCUACUAUCCAUAUCCCUCCUGAAAUCAACAUUUUCUAUUUUUUUAGCUAAUUAAAUGCGUUCCACGUUUUUAAUUUUUCCCCCCCAGUCCCAUGGGCUGCUGCCUUGAAGACCCUUCCAGUUGCCACGACGGAGACUUGUGCAGCGAUUGAGUGCUACCAUCACCAGCUUAAGCUUAGGUUGCUUAAUGAGAAGGAUCCGAGUGUGUAUCAACGUGCAGAUUGGUUGGUUGACAAAUUAGGCACCAAAGUCCACUCUUACUACUGGCUUGAUGAAUUCACUGGGAAGGCCAGCUUCGCCCGUUACUGGAAGGAUGAAUGGAAGAGCGAUCUAACACCAUGGCAGCAGGCGUUACAGAUCCCCGACUCCAAUGUCACUACGGACGGACCGUGUGUGAGGGUGAAGUGCCAGAUAGACCAGCACAUAGCAUAUACUGUUUGGAAUGCUGGCUCCGAGUUUGCCCUGUGCGACUGCAGCUGGUCAAGGAUCGGAAACCUGUGCAAGCAUGUGAUCAAGGCUGGUACUUUGCUUCGUGGGCGAGGACUGGCUGCUCCAUCCACUAGUCUGGUCAAAUAUAAUCAGAUUCUGAGCAGCAUUCUCAACUGCCCCCCCCACGAUUCUCUGAUUCGCGACCAUGCUGUCGCUUUGGCUACACACGUGAAGAUGCAAUUGAAUGCACUGUAUGAUCCGGAAGGUCGAGGUGCUGUGCCAUCAGUGUCUACUCAUGAGGAUCAUCCUGGCCAGCGCCCACCUGCCUCUGUGGAGAUGGAUGUUGCUGAUCGGCAGCCUCCACCGGCCUCCCCUCUAGAACAACCUUUCAAAGAUGGCAGUGACAGUUUACGAGAUGGAAACCCAUGCUUAGAUACAAAUAGCUCUACAGAUUCGGUGAUGGGGAAGAACUCCCAGGAAAACCUCAAUGCCGCUUGUGGAGCUCCUGCAAAUCCCAGUGGAUCUACUGAUGGAGUGCGGGAGGGUGAACUAGAUUCAGUCCAUCUCCAGCCAGCCGGUUCCAAGUCUGCCUCCAAUGGUGCUGCCCAUGUGUCUGAGCCUCAGAUUUCUAAGAUUCUCGAUGAUGGUAACAAGUUUUCUGAUGUUAGAGGACUUGCUUCUGAUCCCAUGGAUGAUGACAGCACUGAAAAGGAUUUUGAGGCAUGUUGUGCGACUGCAAAUCAACCUGAAAAUAGCAAGAAUUCCUCUGAAAAUAUAGUCAUCAAACGUCAAAGCUCGGAUCUCAUGAUGAAUGGUGUGUUGACUAAAAAUGGAGUGCUUAAAGCUGACAUUAAAAGACCAGACCAAGGUCGUCCCUCUAAAAGAGCUUUAGUUGGCCAGGCGACUCACGACUGUAUCACCGAUGAUGCAGUGGCCAAUGGUCACUUGAUCUCGAACAGUACUCCGGAUAUCGAAAACAUGGCUGUGGACCCUCCUGAGGAACUCAGUACAAGCACCAUGCUACCCGCGGCAACUGGACAAAGAACUGAGCUUGAUACCACUGAGGAAGCUGGUAAAGAUGCAGGCGUUGUCAUGGAUGUGGAGAUUUCGCCAUCUGCUGAACCUGCCACCAAGUGA